Gongylonema pulchrum is the source of this 255-nucleotide messenger RNA. The record is from the annotation of a GenBank genome assembly. NCBI's taxonomy places the organism in Eukaryota, Metazoa, Nematoda, Chromadorea, Rhabditida, Gongylonematidae.
AUGGCUCUCUUGACUAGCACCUUUUCUCCAAGCACCGUCCAUGCGAGCCGAGCACUGGAGCAUCGUUACAAAAACGUCGUGUGCUUGAAAUGCGGACAUUUGUUUGGGCAGUCCUGUAUUGAAAGAUGGAUACGGCGAAACACAAAAAAUGCUUCGUGCCCUCAGUGUAAGGAGAGGGCGCGAUUGACCGAUAUUCGACGUUUAUAUACAAGCAUCGUAAAGGUGAGAGAAAAGCCCUACAUUGCUUCAUGUUAA